ACUUCACAUCUCCUACACACACAGAGGGAAAUAAAGACACAUCCUCGUUUCUCUGAACACUUCACACGAGUGAAUUAAACACGCUUCUCUGGUCAUGUUGCGCGUGGCGCUCGAGUCCGCGGCGGGUCUGCCCAAGAAGAAGCUCGGCAGCCCAGAUCCCAUCACAUCUGUACUGUUUAAAGACCAAAAGAAGAAGACCAGAAGCAUUAACAAUGAAGUGAAUCCGGUGUGGAAUGAGACACUAGAGUUUGAUGUUAAAGGCGUUCCUCUGGAUUCUUCGUCUUACAUCGAUGUGAUUGUAAAAGAUUUCGAGACUCUUGGCAAAGACAAGUUUAUUGGAAGUGUAAAGGUGUCUCUGAAGGAUCUUGCUGGUGGUCAGGUGAAGUCUCUGCCGGUGAAAAACUCACCUCUGCUGGAUGAAAGUGGCAAGAACAUCGGAGCCACUAUCAGUAUGGUGAUUGGUUAUGAUCCACCUGUCAGUUCUGUGUCAAACGCACCUGAUCAGCCGGACGGAGGCGGACACACCGCGGGGGGUGAGGUGGGAGAUGCAGACGGUACUGAUGCUGGCGUGACAUCUGCUGAAUCUGGACAGAGACUGAAGAUCGGCAGCAGAAAACCUCACAGUCUGGCUAAUAAACCUCAGGACUUUCAGAUCCGUGUGCGGGUGAUCGAGGGCCGUCAGUUGUCUGGAAAUAACAUCAGACCUGUGGUGAAGGUUCACGUGUGUGCAGAGACUCACAGAACACGCAUUAAGAAAGGCAACAAUCCCUACUUUGACGAGAUCUUCUUUUUUAAUGUCAACAUGUUACCGUCAGAUCUGUUUGAUGAACAGAUCAGUUUCCGGGUUUAUAAUGCGUCUUCAUUCAGAGCAGACAGUCUGAUGGGAGAAUUCAAGAUUGAUGUGAGUUACAUCUAUGAAGAAGCAGCUCAUUGUCUCAUGAAGAAAUGGGUUCUUUUGAGUGAUCCUGAUGACUCCAGCUCUGGAGCGAAGGGAUAUCUUAAAGUCAGCAUGUUUGUGUUGGGAACAGGAGAUGAAGCACCUGUGGAGAAGAAGGAACAGGAUAAUGAUAAAGAUGACGUGGAGAGUAAUCUGCUGCUGCCCGCUGGUGUCGCUCUCAGAUGGGUCACGCUCAAUGUUAAAGUGUUUCGAGCCGAGGACAUCCCUCAGAUGGACGACUCCAUCAGUCAAACUCUAAAGGAGGUCUUUGGUGGUCAGGAAAAUAAGAAAAAUCUGGUGGACCCAUUUGUUGAGGUGUCAUUUGCUGGAAAAAAGCUCUCCACACAAAUCAUAGAGAAGAAUGCAAACCCUGAGUGGAAUCAGCAGCUCAAUCUUCAGGUUAAGUUCCCGUCGAUGUGUGACAGAAUAAAACUGACUGUGUUUGACUGGGAUCGUCUCUCUGGGAAUGAUGCCGUAGGCACCACAUAUCUGGAUCUGACCAAAAUAGCAUCCUCUGGUGGUGAAGUUGAAGGAGAGACGGGAGAAUCUGAGAUGGGUUUUCUGCCCACGUUUGGCCCGUGUUACAUCAAUCUGUACGGCAGUCUGAGAGAAUUCACAAACUUAUCUGACCCAUAUGAAGAGCUGAAUUUAGGCAAGGGUGAAGGAGCCGCUUACAGAGGCAGAAUUCUGAUUGAACUCUCCACUAAACUGGAUGGAAAGGCUGAGAAGAGUGUUGAAGACCUAUCGAGUGAUGAUGUGUUGGUUGUUCAGAAAUACCAGCGCAGACGGAAGUUGUGUCUGUGUGCAGUGUUCCACAGCGCCACUAUGAUACAAGAACCUGGAGAACCCAUUCAGUUUGAAGUCAGCAUCGGGAACUACGGCAACAAAAUGGAUUCGACAUGUAAACCUCUGGCCUCCAGCACUCAGUACAGCUGUGCCAUGUUUGACGGUAAUAAUUAUUAUUAUCUGCCGUGGGGCGACACUAAACCUGUGGUGGCCAUCACAUCCUUCUGGGAGGACAUCAGUCAUCGCUUAGAUUCGCUCAACAUUCUCCUCUACAUCUCUGAACGUCUGCAAACAAACCUGACUCUGUUAAAGACAGAAAUUCAGUCCAAAGCCUCUGACACCAGACUGGUGGAGAUCUGGAUGAGACUCAUCAAUCACUUACUGGAAGAUCUCAGCAGUUGUAAAAUUCCCGAUCUGGAGGGGAAGCCCAACCUCACGGCUCUGGACAUUCAGAUAAAGAAGUUACGGGACGGUUGUCUGAAGAACAUCAUGGACGGAGCUAGACUUCUGUUUGAAGAGGCCACAGACGUUCAGAAGUGUGUGAGCAUCAUUGAGAGCUGGCUGAACAAACUCAACCAACUGGCUGAAGAGCCUCAGAACAGUAUGCCUGAUGUGAUCAUCUGGAUGUUGCGAGGAGAGAAGAGGGUAGCGUACGCUCGUGUCCCGGCACAUCACGUCCUCUAUUCAACUCACAGUCAACAGGCAUGUGGACGAGACUGCGGCAAAACUCAAAGCAUCUUCAUGCAGUGGCCCAUGGAUAAGAACAAGGGUUUGAAGAUUCCCGUUCAGAUCCGUGUCAACAUGUGGCUCGGUCUGGCUGCAGAUGAGAAGAAGUUUAAUCCGUUUGCUGAGGGGACCUUUAAUGUGUUUGCAGAACUGUAUGAGAAUCAGGCGCAGGUUUUGGGGAAAUGGGGGACGACCGGACUGAUGAACCGCAGUAAAUUCUCUGAUGUGACGGGGAAAGUCAAACUGAAGCAGGAGUAUUUUCUGCCCCCUGUGGGCUGGGAGUGGGAAGGAGAAUGGAAAGUUGAUCCAGAAAGAUCUCUUCUGGCUGAAGCGGACGCUGGACACACAGAGUUUCUGGAUGAGGUUUAUGAGAACGAGAGCAGAUUCCCGGGAGGAGAAUGGAAGCCUGCGGCUGAAGCCUACACUGAUGUGAACGGAGAGAAGGUUCAGAGUCCUGCAGAGGUUCAGUGUCCGGCCGGCUGGCAGUGGCAGGAGAACUGGACCUUCGAUGUGAACAGAGCCGUGGACGAGAAAGGUUGGGAAUAUGGAGUCACGGUUCCACCUGAUAACAAACCCAAAUCCUGGGUGCCCGCUGAGAAGAUGUACCACGUGCACCGGCGCAGAAGAAUGAUCCGCCCUCGCAAGAAGACUCCCGGUGCCAAGACGGCGGCCGAUAAGAAAGAUGAUGGAGAUCCAGAGGGCUGGGAAUACUCGUCUCUCAUUGGCUGGAAGUUUCAUCGGGAGCAGCGCUCAUCCGACACGUUCAGGCGUCGCCGCUGGAGGAGGAAGAUGUCGCCGGCCGAUCGACUCGGAGCGUCAGCCAUCUUCAGACUGGAGGGGGCGCUGGGAGUGGAUACGGAGUCUAAAGGGGAAGAGAAAACAUCUAAAGCAGAUUCUUCUGUUCAGCUUGGAGGAAACGCACCCACUGCGUCGUGUACAUUUGACCGAUUGUACACGUAUCAUCUGAGAGUUCAUGUGUUUCAGGCCAGAAAUCUUCCCGCUCUGGAUAAAGACAGCUUCUCAGACCCGUAUGUUCACGUCUCAUUCCUGCAUCAGAGUCAAACAACAGAGACCAUCAAAAGCACCCUCAACCCCACCUGGGAUCAGACUCUAAUCUUUCCAAACCUGGAGAUUUACGGAGACCCUCAGACUCUGGCUCAGAACCCACCGCUAGUGCUUCUGGAAAUCUUUGACAGCGAUCAAGUGGUCUGUAUGAGAGUGUUCACAUUUCAAAUCCACGUGAUCCGUGCAGUGUUAGGACGGAGGGUUUGGUUGGACUCUUUACUCUGUGAUGUGUGUUGUGUUGUGUUGUGUUGUGUUGUGUUGUGUUGGCAGGGUAAAGAUGAGAUGUUGGGCAGGUGUUCAUGCGUUCCUGUGGUGAAGUUGAAGUCCAGUAUGGAUUGUGGGAGUGUGAAGCUUCAGUGGGAGUGUGUGAUGAACAGACGCGUGUCUGCUGGUGAACUGCUGGUGGCCGCUGAGCUCUUUUUAAAGGGAAGUGAUGUUGAACUCCCCAUCGCUCCGCCUAAAAGAGGAGACGCACUUUACAUGGUUCCUCAAGGAGUUCGGCCGGUGGUGCAGCUCACUGCUAUAGAGGUUCUGGCGUGGGGUUUGCGUAACAUGAAGACGUAUCAGCUGGCUCCCGUCACCUCACCCAGUCUGGUGGUGGAGUGUGGAGGAGAGAGAGUUCAGACGGCUGUCAUUAAAAACAUCAAGAAGAGCCCCAAUUUCCCCGGAAACGUUCUCAUGUUAAAAGUGUUUCUUCCCAAAGAGGAGAUGUAUGCUCCACCUAUUGUGCUGAAGGUGAUCGAUCACAGACCGUUCGGCAGGAAGCCUGUGGUGGGUCAGUGUGUCAUCACUCAUCUGGAAGAGUUUCGAUGUGAUCCGUACGUCACCACAGCUGAAGUUGCGCUGUCUUCUAAAGUGGCUUUAAUGGCAGCUGCUCCCAGAGAUCUUCACGUGAACAUUGAAGACGGCAGAGAGACUCUUCUGGAAGCUCAGCAGCGAGAGAAGGAGAAAGAGACGGUGGAUUGGUGGAGUAAGUUUUAUGCUUCUAUCGGAGAGCGUAACAAGUGCCGUCCGUACCUGGAGAAAGGUUACGACACGCUGGAGGUGUACGAUAGCGAGCUGGAAAAUGUGAAGGAGUUCAUGGGUCUGAGUGAUUUCUGCAAAACCUUCAGACUGCAUCGUGGGAAAUGUGACGGCGAUGAUGAGGAUCCGGAUGUGGUCGGUGAAUUUAAGGGCUCUUUUAAGAUCUACCUGUUACCCGAUGACCCCGGGGUGACCCCUCCGCCCCAGCAGUUCAUAGAGCUGCCCGACAGCGGACCGCAGGAGUGUGUCGUCAAAAUCUACGUGGUUCAAGGUGUGGAUCUUCAACCCAAAGACAACAAUGGCAAAUGUGACCCCUACAUCAAGAUCUCAUUGGGCAGAAAAUCCAUCGACGACAGAGACGGCUACAUCCCCAAUACUCUGUGUCCUGUGUUUGGAAGAUUGUUUGAGAUGACCUGCUUCUUACCUCAAGAUAAAGACCUGAAGAUCGCCAUCUAUGACUUUGAUCUGUUGAGUCGUGAUGAGAAGGUCGGCGAGACGGUCAUCGAUCUGGAGAACCGUCUGCUGUCUUACUUUGGUUCUUACUGUGGUUUACCGCAGACGUACUGCAUUUCUGGAGCGAAUCAGUGGCGUGAUCAGCUCAGGCCAUCUCAGAUCCUUCAACAUCACGCUCGACUGAAAGGACUGAGUCCACCCAGGAGUGAAGACAACGGAAACACGCUAACGUUUGCUGGUCGACUCUAUUGCCUCUCUGACUUUGAAGCGAACAAGGAACUUCAUCAGCAUCUGGGUCCUGCGAGUGAACGGAUCGCUCUGCACGUGCUCAGAUCUCAAGGUCUGGUUCCAGAACACGUCGAGACCAGAACUCUGUACAGCAGCUUCCAGCCGACUCUCCCGCAGGGAAGACUUCAGAUGUGGGUUGACAUUUUCCCCAAAAGCCUCGGCCCUCCCGGACCUCCGUUCGACAUAUCACCACGCAAGGCCAAAAAGUAUUUUCUGCGUGUCAUCGUGUGGAACACGACCGAUGUAGUUCUGGAUGAAACCAGCGUUACUGGAGAACGCAUGAGCGACGUCUAUGUGAAGGGGUGGAUGCCAGGAAUGGAAGAAGAUAAACAAAAGACAGACGUCCACUACAGAUCUCUGGAUGGUGAUGGAAACUUUAACUGGAGAUUUGUGUUUGGAUUCGAGUAUCUGCCUGCAGAGCAACUCUGUCUUGUGUCGAAAAAGGAACACUUCUGGAGCCUUGACAAAACUGAGUUAAGAAUUCCACCCAAACUGAACAUUCAGAUAUGGGACAAUGAUAAAUUCUCUCUGGACGAUUAUCUGGGUGCUAUUGAACUGGAUCUGCAUCGCCUCAUCAAUCCCGCCAAAGCAUCAGAGAAAUGUUCUCUUGCCAUGUUGCCUGAUGAGACGAGUCCUCCAAAAUCAGAACCGAAGUCUCUGUUUGAGCAGAAGUCAGUGAGAGGAUGGUGGCCGUGUUACAUGGAGACAAACGGAAAGAGGGAACUGGGUGGGAAGAUUGAGUUGACUCUGGAGAUCGUGAAUGAGAAGGAAGUGGAUGAAAGACCUGCUGGAAAAGGCAGAGAUGAACCCAAUAUGAACCCAAAGCUGGAUCCUCCCAAGCGACCUGAAACCUCUUUCUUCUGGUUCACUAAUCCGUGCAAGACCUGCAAGUUCAUCGUCUGGCGCAAAUUUAAGUGGCUGUUCAUCGGCUUUAUCGUUCUGAGCUUAGUGCUGUUAUUCAUUGGAAUCCUGCUCUAUUCAUUACCUAACUACAUUUCUAUGAAAAUUGUCAAACCCUUUCAAUGAGAAUGAGGUUCCACUGUAUUGUGUUCAUGUAUCAAACCGGGAUCACAACAUCAUUGACACUAACAGAAUCAAUUCAUAUCUUUGCUGUGAAAUGUUCAUGUUUUGAAUGAUUUACACACAUACAUGCAUUAACACAGCGUUCAUUGUGUUGUGUUGUGUUUGUUCAGUCACUUUUGCUUGUUGCACGUAUAUAUCUUACACAUCUUACAUCAUGCAUUUGUCACGUUGUUGUGGUUGUUGUUGUUGUUUUCCGGACCUCUCUGAAAUGUUUGUGCACAAACCAUGAAGUGUUUCAAUUGUGGAAAAAGAUGUUUAACUUUUAUUGUAUUAAAAUGUCAGAUCAUUUUCAAAUUUAGUUGGUUGAGAAUAAAAUUGUGUCAAAUUAUUGUUA
Triplophysa rosa is the source of this 6695-nucleotide messenger RNA. It is a transcript of the gene myof, whose product is annotated as myoferlin. The record is from RefSeq and is a predicted model, not a curated record. The transcript has 52 exons. Gene Ontology annotation, cellular component: membrane. Gene Ontology annotation, biological process: membrane fusion; plasma membrane organization. The coding region runs from base 95 to 6304 and encodes 2069 amino acids. NCBI's taxonomy places the organism in Eukaryota, Metazoa, Chordata, Actinopteri, Cypriniformes, Nemacheilidae.